GCAAGUUUACGUCAGUUACCAGUACCUCUUGAGACCUUGGCGGACAUGGAAGUGCAUCGCAGAAGUCUGCUGACCACAGCUCGACCAUAUCUGCACGUUUUUUCGAUAUUCGGACUUACACCUCCAACUCUGUUCUGCACCAGGACAUUGCACAAGAGGCGUAGAGGCUGCUUGGUGGCAGGAUACUCGUGCUUUUCAUUUGCAAUCCUUCUGUUGGUCAUCUAUGAGUGCUAUGCGAACAUCAUCGCCUUACACCGGGAUCUACACCAGUUCCACACGGAGGAUUUUAGCAAAGUAAUGGGAAGCACGCAGAAGAUUCUUGUCGUAGCCAUGACUUCAUGUAACCAACUCAACAUGCUGCUUAACUUUGGCCGACUUCGACAUAUCUAUGAGGAUAUGGCGGAACUGGAGGAUGAGAUAGACAAUGCUUGGAGAGAUUUAAGUGGACGGAGAAACUGUUGGAGCUUACCGUUCCGAUUGGCCUUUGCAGUGGGAUUGUGGAUGGUAGUGCUCGUAGCCCUUGUACCAAGUUUUACCCUUACGGGUCUAGGACCCUACCUCCACUGGGCCAAUAAAGUAUUCACCGAAUUUAUCCUGGUAAUGCAGCAGUUUAAAGGUUUGGAAUAUUGCUUGUUCGUACUUCUAGUCUACGAGCUGGUUCUCCGAGUGCGCCAUAUUCUCGACCAGAUCUUUGUUGAACUUGAGGACUGCGAUUGCAGGGAUAGGAUUCAGGAGCUUUGUGUGGCUCUCAAACGGAAUCAGCUGAUGGUUGGCCGCAUAUGGAAAUUAGUGGGUGAGAUUGCCGCAUAUUUCACCAUCUCCAUGAUGGUUUUAUUUGUAUACAACGGGCUGACUAUCCUGCACAUCGUCAACUGGGCUCUCAUCAAGUCUAUCAAUCCAAACGAUUGCUGCCAGUAUAUGCGAGUCGGUACUUGUUUUUUACUAUUAUUCACUAUAUAUUUGUCCUGCUUUUACAGUGAGCUCUGCAUCAAAGCGUACAAUAGCAUCCCACGCAUUCUUCAGCAAAUGGUUUGCUUACCUGCAGCCGAAAAUUAUUCAAUGCUAAAAAUGGGUCUAAGGGAAUACUCCUUGCAAAUGCAACACCUUAAGCUCCAAUUCAACUGCGGCGGGUUCUUCAACAUCAAUCUUAAGUAUUUUGGAGGGAUGGUGGUCACUAUAUUGGGCUAUAUAAUUAUUUUAGUACAAUUCAAAAUUCCAGUUAUGGAAAUGAAAUAUCGAGAAAAUAUUAAUAUUAGCGAAAUGACAACAUGAAUGUUGAGCUUUUUAAUUACUUAAGCACCGUAACAUAAAAACUUAAGCACAUUUAUUUUCGAACAAAAUAUCUACAAAAAUUCAUCAGCAAGAUGAAAUCUACAUCUUGCAAUAGCGACACCUGGCGACGAAACACUGAAGUGUUUAAAUAAAUUUUGACUUAUUAAAAAAAUGUAUUUAAAAAAAAUUUUCAAACCAACCCUAAAUAAUAAAGAAAUGAACAUUUCCUUAGCAUAAAAAUAUGGAAUUUAAAAUAAGAUUUUAAGCAUCUGGAAAAGUAAAAUACAUGUAAAAUACAGGUUUU
Messenger RNA from Drosophila gunungcola (fruit fly), 1576 nucleotides. RefSeq names its product putative gustatory receptor 98d (gene Gr98d). Gene Ontology annotation, molecular function: sweet taste receptor activity. Lineage: Eukaryota; Metazoa; Arthropoda; Insecta; Diptera; Drosophilidae. Gene Ontology annotation, biological process: sensory perception of taste. Gene Ontology annotation, cellular component: axon; neuronal cell body; membrane. The record is from RefSeq and is a predicted model, not a curated record.